Molecule: messenger RNA, 855 nt
Organism: Lathyrus sativus (Indian pea)
Lineage: Eukaryota; Viridiplantae; Streptophyta; Magnoliopsida; Fabales; Fabaceae
Source: the annotation of a GenBank genome assembly
AUGUCUGCUUUCAACACCCCUAGAUUGGUUCUUAACAGGUUUUUGGCUAAAUCUCAACGUGAAGGUCAAGGUGCUAUUGUCAGAAGAGGCAUUGGAAGAACUGAGUUGAAGAACUUGGAUCCUUUUCUAUUGCUUGAUCAUUUCUCAGUGUCUCCUCCCGGAGGAUUUCCUGAUCAUCCACACAGAGGCUUUGAGACUGUCACUUACGUGCUAGAGGGAGGAAUUACUCAUGAAGAUAAUGCUGGUCACAAGGGUACAAUAAGAAGUGGUGACAUUCAGUGGAUGACUGCAGGCAGGGGAAUUAUUCACUCUGAAAUGCCUGCUGAACAAAACAACAAUGGAUUGCAACUUUGGAUCAAUUUAUCAGCCAAUGAAAAAAUGAUUGCGCCAAACUAUCAAGAAAUUCUAAGUGAGGACAUUCCAUCAGGCGAAAAAGAUGGUGUUGAAGUGCGAGUGAUAGCGGGAGAAUCCAUGGGAAUAAACUCGCCGGUCUACACAAGAACACCAACCAUGUAUCUAGAUUUCACCAUGAAUCCCGGAACUCAGAUGAAUCAAACCAUUCCGGAAUCAUGGAAUUCUUUCGCAUACAUAAUUGAAGGUGAAGGUGUUUUUGGUUCACCAAAUUCAUCCCCAAUUCUGGCUCAUCAUGUCAUUGUUUUCACACAAGGUGAUGGAGUUAGUGUUUGGAACAAGAACUCUUCAAAGCCUUUGAGGUUUUUGCUGAUUGGUGGACAACCUUUGAAUGAACCUGUGGCUCAAUAUGGUCCUUUUGUCAUGAAUACACAAUCUGAGAUUGAGAAGACUAUUGAAGAUUAUCAUCAUGGUAGAAAUGGCUUUGAGAUUAAGCUAAAUUAA